Molecule: messenger RNA, 1347 nt
Organism: Rhodotorula toruloides NP11
Lineage: Eukaryota; Fungi; Basidiomycota; Microbotryomycetes; Sporidiobolales; Sporidiobolaceae
Exons: 2
Coding region: 1-1347 (448 amino acids)
Source: RefSeq, a predicted model, not a curated record
AUGGACGACUCCGCUAUUCGUCAAACCUCGAGACGCGAGUUGGAUGCGUUCCCUCCCUCUUCCUCGUCCUCACGCUCGACCUACCCUCAUCGCCCGCCUACGUCCUCCAGGUCCUCUCACUCUGCCUUCGACUCCGACUCGGAUUCGCCUUCCUCCGCACUCCACUCAAUCGCCCCCUCCCGCUCUCGCCGCCGCCCCCGUCCCACAUCCAUCAAUACCCACUUCUCGAAAACCCUCUCCCGUUUCCCACCUACCCCUCGUAACCAGGCAAGACGCGACUCGCCUCAUGAGCAUGGGCAGGAGGCGGGAGUCGAUUUCGCGUCCCCACCGGUUUAUCGCCAUCACGAGGAGUACCCGACUCUCGCGAGUCCUAUGAGUCCCGAUGAAUGGGAGGAGGAGAGUCGGAUGCUGGAGGGGUUAGGAUCUCCACGCGAAAGGCAGAGGGAGACGGAGGAGCACCCCUCUACGCCUCUGAACGCCUUUGACAUCCGCCGCCAGAACGCGCGAAGGGCGCACGAAGAGCCGGGACCGAUGAGUCCUGACGAAGUGGCGGAAGAGCGGGCGGUUUUGGGCAGGGUGGAGAAGCGGAGGGGAGGGCCGGAGACUAGGAGGGAGAGGAAGGUGCGGUAUCGCCAAGCUCGCCAGCAAGGCGCAGGAGCGGAGCAUGAGAGGGGGGAGGAGCCGAUGGAUGAAGACUGGCGAGCGGCUGUCGAGGGGGAAUACUCGCCGUCGCCUGAAGAGGGAGACUCGGUUCCGGAGGAGGAGGAGGAGGAGCGCAAAGGCGGGGAGAGACGCACCCGAGCGCUUCCUCAUGCCUCGGCGCAGGCGAAAUGGAUCAGUGGGGUGAUGAACUCCGAGGUGAACAAGCCGCAGCGGUCGCCGCGCAUGAAAGGGAAGGGGAAGAGGAGGAGGCGGGUUGAGCCCAAGUCGCGUUACUUGGGCAGAGUGCAGGAGGAGGACGAGGGCCCGGAGGAGCGAGGAGAGGGGCGGGAGGGGAGGCACGUCGAGUCCAGCCCGGAGGAGUCGCCGGCGGAGGACGAGCAUCGACCGCUCAAUCAGCACCGCGACGACGAAGGACGGCGUGCUCCCUCUCCCGAGCCGGCGCGGAAGCCCUCAAAGCGACGAAAAGAGCGCGGGUGGGACGAGGAGAAGUACGGACCUGCACACCUUUCUCACCGGCCGGACCAGGAGAAGAAGACGAAGGGGUGGAGCUGGACGGCGAUUCAGCACGACGGGAGCAAGCAGUGUGUUGUGGCGGGGUGUAUCGUGCUGGCCAUCGCGUUGCUGGCGGUGGCAGGCUGGGCGAUCUGGUUUUUCGGGACGCAGUACCACAAGCAGGGAUCGUAG